GAAAUAACAGGAACCGGAAGUGCAUUGUUUUCGCGUUUGCGCACUGGUGUAACAACGGCGGCAGCGAGUAUCGUUGCGAGGAUCUGUCAUCAUGGAUUUCCAGCACAGAGCUGGAGGGAAAACGGGCAGCGGUGGCGUCGCGUCCUCGUCCGAGAGCAACCGGGACCGACGCGAGCGUCUGCGGCAGCUCGCCCUCGAGACCAUAGACAUCAAUAAAGAUCCUUACUUUAUGAAAAACCACCUGGGCUCAUAUGAGUGUAAACUGUGUCUCACGCUUCACAACAAUGAGGGAAGUUAUCUGGCUCACACGCAGGGCAAGAAGCAUCAGACAAACCUAGCGAGACGAGCCGCGAAAGAGGCAAAGGAAUCGCCGGCGCAGCCCGCCCCAGAGAAAGUGAAGGUUGAAGUGAAGAAAUUUGUCAAGAUCGGUCGACCAGGUUAUAAAGUCACGAAACAGAGGGAUUCAGAAAGUGGGCAGCAGAGCUUGCUCUUCCAGAUUGACUAUCCAGAGGUAGCAGAAGGUAUCGGACCGAGGCAUCGGUUUAUGUCGGCAUAUGAGCAGAGAAUCGAACCACCAGACCGUCGUUGGCAGUACCUCCUGUUUGCCGCUGAACCCUACGAAACCAUCUCGUUCAAGGUCCCCAGUCGUGAGAUUGACAAAGCAGAGACUCGUUUUUGGACUCACUGGAAUAGGGAAACAAAACAAUUCUUUCUGCAGUUUCACUUUAAGAUGGAGAAAUCUCUGACCGCUGCGCCGGGUCAAGCGGUGUCCAUUGGCAUCAAGCGUCCGCCAUCACUCAUAACUGGAAUGGGGCCGCGCCCAGCCGGUGACUCCAUGAUGCCUCCUCCACCCGGCGGCAUCCCAGGAAUGCCUCCUUUGCCACCUGGUGCCCAGAUGCACCCACAAAUGCCUCCACCGGGUGCCCUUCCACCCCACCUGAGGCACCACUUCCACACGGGCGGACAACACGGAAUGCAAUAACUGAACAUCCAGGAGAUUUUCUCGAAGAUUUUAUUUUAACUCUUAUCUCUCUAGACACCAUGGACACGUUUGUAAACCAGCUUCCUCAUGUUUUUCAUCUUCUGAAUACGUUAUUGAUAACGCUGUAAAUGUGUACACCAGUCAAAAGAUUUCAUGAGGUUUGUGUAGGGUGUCCCAAUGUGUUUCUUAUGUGUAUAAAAAUCUGUGAAUCUCACUGCAAUCCCACUCCACCAAACGAUGUCCAAUUGAUCUUUUUGUGUUUUUAGUAUUAAAAGGAAAAAAAUUGUU
Molecule: messenger RNA, 1270 nt
Organism: Triplophysa dalaica
Lineage: Eukaryota; Metazoa; Chordata; Actinopteri; Cypriniformes; Nemacheilidae
Gene: sf3a2
Product: splicing factor 3a, subunit 2
Exons: 8
Coding region: 92-982 (296 amino acids)
Biological process (GO): spliceosomal complex assembly
Cellular component (GO): U2 snRNP; nucleus; catalytic step 2 spliceosome
Molecular function (GO): nucleic acid binding; zinc ion binding
Source: RefSeq, a predicted model, not a curated record